Odobenus rosmarus divergens (Pacific walrus) is the source of this 2827-nucleotide messenger RNA. It is a transcript of the gene PCIF1, whose product is annotated as PDX1 C-terminal inhibiting factor 1. Gene Ontology annotation, cellular component: nucleus. Lineage: Eukaryota; Metazoa; Chordata; Mammalia; Carnivora; Odobenidae. Gene Ontology annotation, molecular function: RNA polymerase II C-terminal domain binding; mRNA (2'-O-methyladenosine-N6-)-methyltransferase activity. The record is from RefSeq and is a predicted model, not a curated record. The coding region runs from base 310 to 2247 and encodes 645 amino acids. The transcript is spliced from 17 exons.
GUCCCGGCCCGGGACACAAGAUGGCGGCAGCGGCGCUGGGGAGGGCGAGGCGGAGGCGGCAAAACGGGAGGUCGAGCAGAACGUGUAGCCGCGUCCCCUCGAGUCCGCUCCGGGCAGUUGCUGAUGCAAGGAAUUCCCUGGGCCCCCAUCCACUCCACUGCUGACCAGCCCACCCACCCGCGCUGAGCCUUCCUGCAGGCCUCCCCCCCUGCCUCUGGGACCCUGUGACGUGGGGGUCCAUCUGGUCGGAGAAGAAAACCCUCUCAUGCUAGCAUUGCAGACCCCAGAGGGUCCGGUGUGGGUGCUGAGAUGGCCAAUGAGAAUCACGGCAGCCCCCGGGAGGAAGCGUCCCUGCUGAGUCACUCCCCAGGCACCUCCAAUCAGAGCCAGCCCUGUUCUCCAAAGCCCAUCCGCCUGGUGCAGGACCUCCCAGAGGAACUGGUGCAUGCGGGUUGGGAGAAGUGCUGGAGCCGGAGGGAGAACCGUCCCUACUACUUCAACCGAUUCACCAACCAGUCCCUGUGGGAGAUGCCUGUGCUGGGCCAGCAUGACGUGAUCUCGGACCCUUUGGGGCUGAAUGCGACCCCACUGCCCCAAGACUCGAGCUUGGUGGAAACCCCCCCGGCUGAGAACAAGCCCCGAAAGCGGCAGCUCUCGGAAGAGCAGCCAAGCGGCAAUGGUGUGAAGAAGCCCAAGAUUGAAAUCCCCGUGACACCCACAGGCCCAUCGGUGCCUAGCUCCCCCAGUAUCCCAGGAACCCCAACACUGAAGAUGUGGGGGGCAUCCCCCGAAGAUAAACAGCAGGCAGCUUUCCUCCGACCCACCGAGGUGUACUGGGAUCUGGACAUCCAGACCAACGCUGUCAUCAAGCACCGGGGGCCUUCAGAGGUGCUGCCCCCACACCCCGAGGUGGAGCUGCUUCGCUCCCAGCUCAUCCUCAAGCUUCGGCAGCACUAUCGGGAGCUGUGCCAGCAGCGAGAGGGCAUCGAGCCUCCUCGGGAAUCUUUCAACCGCUGGAUGCUGGAGCGUAAGGUCGUGGAUAAAGGCUCUGACCCCCUGUUGCCCAGCAACUGUGAACCGGUCGUGUCACCUUCCAUGUUUCGUGAAAUCAUGAAUGACAUUCCCAUCAGGUUAUCCCGAAUCAAGUUCCGGGAGGAAGCCAAGCGUCUGCUCUUUAAAUACGCAGAGGCCGCGAGGCGACUCAUUGAAUCCAGGAGUGCAUCUCCCGACAGCAGGAAGGUGGUCAAAUGGAACGUGGAGGACACCUUCAGCUGGCUGCGGAAGGACCACUCAGCCUCCAAGGAGGACUACAUGGACCGCCUGGAGCACCUGCGGAGGCAGUGCGGCCCCCACGUGUCAGCCGCGGCUAAGGACUCCGUGGAGGGCAUCUGUAGUAAGAUCUACCACAUCUCCCUGGAGUACGUCAAGCGAAUCCGUGAGAAGCACCUUGCCAUCCUCAAAGAAAACAACAUCCCAGAGGAGGUGGAGGCCCCAGAAGUGGAGCCCCGCCUGGUGUACUGCUACCCGAUACGGCUGGCCGUGUCCGCGCCCCCUAUGCCCAGCGUGGAGAUGCAUAUGGAGAAUAACGUGGUCUGCAUCCGGUAUAAGGGAGAGAUGGUCAAGGUCAGCCGCAACUACUUCAGCAAGCUGUGGCUGCUUUACCGCUACAGCUGCAUUGACGACGCUGCCUUUGAGAGGUUCCUGCCCCGCGUCUGGUGUCUCCUCCGACGGUACCAGAUGAUGUUUGGCGUGGGCCUCUACGAGGGGACGGGCCUGCAGGGAUCGCUGCCCGUGCACAUCUUUGAGGCCCUCCACCGGCUCUUCGGCGUCAGCUUUGAGUGCUUCGCCUCGCCGCUCAACUGCUACUUCCGCCAGUACUGCUCUGCCUUCCCGGACACAGAUGGCUACUUUGGCUCCCGCGGGCCCUGUCUGGAUUUCUCCCCGCUGAGUGGUUCCUUUGAGGCCAAUCCUCCGUUCUGUGAGGAGCUCAUGGACGCCAUGGUCUCUCACUUCGAGAAACUGCUCGAGAGCUCACCAGAGCCCCUGUCCUUCAUCGUGUUCAUCCCCGAGUGGCGAGAACCCCCCACGCCGGCGCUCACCCGCAUGGAGCAGAGCCGCUUCAAACGCCACCAGCUGGUCCUGCCUGCCUUCGAGCACGAGUACCGCAGUGGCUCUCAGCACGUCUGCAAGAAAAUGACCCUGGCUUUGCCAAGUGGGGGCCGACACCAGAGCGGCUGCAGGAGCUGAGUACCGCCUACCGGCAGUCAGGUCGCAGCCACAGCUCCGGCUCCUCCGCUUCCUGCUCGGAGAACAAGGACCGGGACUCAGGUCGCGAACAGGGCCCUAGCCGCGAGCCUCACCCCACUUAACACAUCCUGCGGGGAGGAGGAGCCCCAGGGUGCUGGUGUGGACUGCUGGGACUUGGGCCUCUUGGGGCUGAGCAGACCCCAGGACCCUCCCCCUGAGGUGGCAGCAGGACUCAGGCUGCCAGUGUCAUAGGAAGAUGAUGGCUCUGCCAGGGCUCCCCCUCCCUGCCCGAUCCCCCAACCCCUCACCUCAAACUCACUCCAUCUCCCGUGUAAAUAGGUCCCAUCCCUUCCCCGUCCUCCCCUGAUCCCUACCAUCUUAUCACCAUCUUGUUUCAUUUGUAAAAGGAAAUACAGAAACCCCCCUAAGAAUGUGUGAGGGUCUUGAGGGCCGAGAAGGCAGAGAACCUGGAGCUAGUCCUGGAACCACACCCUCUACAUCCAGGCUCACCUUAUGACCCCUGGGCCUUCACACCCCAACCCAGGGCUCCAGUGUCUAACUUCUCACCCUGCUGGCCCCA